Molecule: messenger RNA, 855 nt
Organism: Charadrius vociferus (killdeer)
Lineage: Eukaryota; Metazoa; Chordata; Aves; Charadriiformes; Charadriidae
Product: transmembrane protein 45B-like
Exons: 5
Coding region: 10-855 (281 amino acids)
Source: RefSeq, a predicted model, not a curated record
GUUGUCAGGAUGGCGAACUUCAAGGGUCACGCGCUUCCAGGCAGUUUCUUCCUGCUCUUUGGGCUCUGGUGGUCUGUGAAAUAUCCGCUGCAGUAUCUCAGCCAGAAAGCAAAUAAGAAAUCCCACAGGACUUACUGUUUCCAGCGUGUGGAUGCCAUCGAAGGGGGAAUCAAAAUCACCUUUGCUGUAAUAGGGAUGCUGGCAGAGCAGUUCGUCCCGGACGGUCCGCACAUGUACCUCUACAGCGGGGAGAACCGCGACUGGGUGAAGCUGAUGAACUGGCAGCACACCACCAUGUACCUCUUCUACGGCCUCUCCGGGGUGGUGGACGUCUUCACCUACAUCUCCCAGGUGGUGCCGCGGGGUCUGGACCGCCUCAUGCUCUCCGUGGCUGUGUUCGUCGAAGGUUGUCUCUUUUAUUAUCACGUCCUUCACCGCCCCAUGCUGGAUCAGCAUAUCCACUCCCUGCUGCUCAUCGCCAUCUUUUCAGGGGCCUGCAGCGUCAUGCUGGAGGUCUUCCUCCGCGACAACAUUGUCCUGGAGAUGUUCAGAGCCGGUGUCACCAUCGUCCAGGGAACGUGGUUCUGGCAGAUCGGUGUCGUGCUGUUCCGGCCAUGGGGAGGUCCGGUGUGGGAUGAGGAGGACCACAGCAACAUCAUGUUCCUCACCAUGUGCUUCUUCUGGCACUGGCCCCCCGCCGUGGCCAUCCUGGCUAUAAACUACACCCUGGCUUACUGCUGCAUCCAGAGGUGCCGGAGAGGCAGCGGAGAGCCCUACAUCAAUCUCGGAGUCCGGCAGCAAAAGUGCGACACGAGCUCCCAAGCCGCCUUCUUGAAUGGAUCUGAUGAAGAGUGA